Molecule: messenger RNA, 1303 nt
Organism: Benincasa hispida (wax gourd)
Lineage: Eukaryota; Viridiplantae; Streptophyta; Magnoliopsida; Cucurbitales; Cucurbitaceae
Product: CASP-like protein 4A2
Source: RefSeq, a predicted model, not a curated record
AGACGAGUCCCACUAAAGUCCUCCGCUUUUCCUUUCUUUUUUUCCGACUUCCCAAACAGCCUUUCCUUUUUCCUUUUUCCUUUUUCUUUUUUUCCUUUUUCUUUUUCCAAAAUAAUUUCAUUAAAAUCCCUCAAAUUUCUAACAAAAAAUGAUUGAAACUAAAUUGAAAGCUCAAAGAUCGAACGACUCGUCGUCCAUGAAGAAAUCGUCGUCAAGAAAUUCCGAGUCAUCGGUUCACAGUCAUAUGGAGUCUCCUCAUUCACCAUUGCGUUUCCAUUCCCCGCUCCGAUCCGACGCCGGUGACCCUCCGGAGACCCCUCCUUAUGCCUCUCCCGAUACCUCCCCUGAGAAGCUGCCGGAUAACUCCAAGGCGAUUGUUGUUGUUGAUGUUGUUGAUAAGAGUACUCAGUUCUCUCCCCUUCCGUCUCCUUAUGCCGGCUCUCGGAUGCCGCCGGAGAACGUGAACUUUACUGGAGAUAGGUCGACUUCUUCUAAGGUUAUGUUUAAUCGAGCAAUGAAAGAAGAAGUGCCGCAGUCGGUUACCAAAGUAGGGCCGGCUGGUGGUGGAGGUGAGGAGAAUGGUGGUGGAGGUGGAGGUGGAGGUGGAAGAUCGCCGGUGAAGCAAAUGGCGCCGAUGUCGAGGAGGUCGAAAGACGAUGCGUUGACGAAGGCGGCUUUAGGUUUUAGAGUUUGUGAAGUGGCGGUUUGCUUGAUUUCGUUUUCAGUUAUGGCGUCUGAUAAAACUCAGGGUUGGAGCGGCGACUCCUUUGAUCGUUACAAGGAAUACAGGUACUGCCUCACUGUGAAUAUAAUUGCUUUCGUGUAUGCGGCAUUUCAAGCAUUUGAUCUUGUCUUUACUCUGAUCAAGAAGAACCAUAUGAUACGACAUCAAUUUCGUUGUUAUUUUGACUUCUUCAUGGAUCAGGUAUUGGCAUAUCUUCUCAUAUCAUCGUCUUCCUCGGCCGCAACGCGUGUUGAUGACUGGCAAUCGAAUUGGGGAAAAGACGAGUUCACACAGUUGGCCAGUGCAUCGGUCAGCAUGUCCUUCCUUGCCUUUGUUGCUUUUGCUUUUAGUUCACUCAUCUCUGGUUACAACCUUUGUACCCGCGAUCCUGCAUGAUAUUGAAAUCUCAGGCCUGUUUGUUUUUACUUGAAAAGAGAAAAUUUCAUAUUGAUUGUCAACACAAAAUUAUUCUUUUCUUUAUGUUGUACAGAGAUAUCAUAGCUUAGCUUUGACCUUACAAUAAAGAGGAUACCAAAUUGUAAAAUUGUUGGAUUGUUUUUAUUGCAUUUCUUUUAUAUA